AUGUACGCUAUUGAACAGGAAAGGGCUCACCCGGUGCCGCCACCACCGCCGCCCCUCUCAAUGGACCGCAUCCCUGCCCCGUCCGCUGCGUAUCCCACGCCGGGGUCAGGUCCGCUGCGGUCCUCUGACCAUCUCGCGCCUAUCUCCACCAGCCAUGAGGGCCGGAUCUGGUCCUUACAGGUGGUUCAACAGCCUAUUCGGGCUCGCAUGUGUGGUUUUGGCGAUAAGGAUCGAAGACCGAUCACGCCACCGCCAUGUAUUCGCCUGAUUGUGCGAGACGAACAUACCGAAAAAGAGAUUGAUAUUAAUGAAAUCGACACAUCCUUCUAUGUGCUCACCGUUGACCUCUGGAACGCCGAUGGCACAAACGAAGUCAACCUCGUCAAGCACUCCGCCACCUCUCCCUCUAUUUCGACUGCCAUGUCCUCCUCAUACCCGCCCCCUCCCCCAGAGCAUGUCGCCUACCUAUCCCGCCUAUGGCCAAAGUCCAUGUACCAAAAUCCAUACGGCCAGGCCGUCGGUUAUCCAGGAUAUGGCUUUCCCCCUGGGGGCCAGAUGCCUGCGGCUAUGUCGCCUGCACCACCCGUCUCAGGGGGCCCGGGAGGCAUGUUCACUCGAAACCUGAUUGGAAGCCUCAGCGCUAGUGCUUUCCGCCUGACGGACCCGGACAACAAGAUCGGAGUGUGGUUUAUUCUGCAAGACUUGAGUGUGCGCACUGAAGGUACCUUCCGCCUUAAAAUGAGCUUCGUGAACGUGGGCACGCAGUCCACCGAAACCAGCAACGGCGCCCCCGUGAUCAACCAUGGCUCUGCCCCCGUCUUGGCCUCGGUCUUCAGCGAGCCUUUCCAAGUCUUCUCCGCCAAGAAGUUCCCCGGUGUCAUUGAGAGCACCCAGCUGAGCAAGUGCUUUGCACUGCAGGGUAUCAAGAUUCCCAUCCGAAAGGAUGGUGUCAAGGCCCUCGCGGGCGUGGCGGUGAUGGUGACGAUGAUGACGAUGGUGACUAUUAGAAUGCACGACAAAGAAAUGUUGAAACUUUCGGGAUGGGCUGUUUUGGCGCUCAUCUUGCUCCAGCACGAAACGAGUUCACCCGACGCGGAGUUGACGCACGUCUCUCCCGCAUAG
This is a messenger RNA of Penicillium canariense, 1122 nucleotides long. RefSeq names its product velvet factor family protein. The record is from RefSeq and is a predicted model, not a curated record. The transcript has 5 exons. The coding region runs from base 1 to 1122 and encodes 373 amino acids. NCBI's taxonomy places the organism in Eukaryota, Fungi, Ascomycota, Eurotiomycetes, Eurotiales, Aspergillaceae.